AUGUCUUUGGCCGUAUGGGCUGGCCAAUGGCAGCCUCAGGCCAGCGGUCUUGCAAGCUUGCUCGUGUUGGUUGGUUGGUUGGUUGGUUGGUUGGUUGGUUGGUUGGUUGGUGCAUUGGUGCAUUGGUGCAUUGGUGCAUGGCCGUGGGCCCUUCAGAACGCGACACACCCCAUCGAGACCCUCAUCACCGAGGCCCGCAACCACCAUGCCGCCGUCCUGGGCCGCCAGCCCAAGGACCUCGCCGACGCUGCCGCACAGUACCGCGAGCGCCGCGGCCGCCACCCGCCCCCGGGCUUCAACGCCUGGUACGACUACGCCGUAAAGCACGACGCCCUCAUCGUCGAGUCCUUCUUCGACCGCAUCUAUGCCGACCUGCGGCCAUUCUGGGCGCUCGACCCAAAGACCACUGCCGAGCGCGCCGCCACCUGGCACCACGUCAUCAAGGUGCGCAACGGCCAUGCUGAAGGGCACGGCAAUACCGAAGGGCUCGUCCCCUGGCUGCAGCUGUGGACGGGUCUCGUCGCCGAUGCCGCGCCGUACCUGCCCGACGUGGACAUGCCGAUCAACAUGAUGGAUGAGUCGCGGCUGCUCGUGCCCUGGGAGGAGAUUACGGGAUUUGUGAAAAAGGAAGGCGAGACGCGGUCGAUGCCGCCAGUGGACCAGGUCAUGACCGAGUACACGGGCCUGUUCAAGGUCGACGCCCAGGUCGUCGAGCUGCAGCCCUACGACCCGCAGUGGCUGCACGACAACCAGUACUGGGACAUGACGCGGGCAACGUGCGACCCGACCUCGCCCGCGCGCGAGCUGCCCCAGGUCGCCAACCUGACCGACUACCCCAAAUUCCCCGAAAAGUACAAGCCGCCGUACCAGUACUUCGGAUAUAUCAAGAACUUCACCGCGUCCAUGGACGUGUGCACACAGCCGCACCUGCGGGAAAUGCACGGAACGUUCAUCGAGCCGCUGUCGAUCGCCACGAGCAAGGAGCUCAUACCCCUCUUCGGUGGGUCCAAGCUGCCGAAUAACAACGAGAUCAUCAUCCCCGGGGCCAUGUACAUCACCGACGACCCAUUCUACUCUGGCGGCAAGGCGCACGGUCCUCCCUGGGCCGACAAGAAGGACGGCAUCGUGUGGCGCGGCGUCGGAUCCGGCGGUAGGCACAAGGCAGAGAACUGGUCGCACUUCCAGCGCCACCGGCUCGUGCAGAUGCUCAACGGAACCACGGUGUCGGGCCUCGAGGGCGAGGCUAUGGCUGCAGGGGGCGGCGGCGGCGCCGCCAUGACCCGGGCCCCGACGUUUGAGAUGCCCUCGAUGCAGAAGUACGACUUCCCCAAGCGCCGCGAGGGCGAGGUCGGCAGCUGGCUGGCCGAGUUUGCGGACGCGGGCUUCGUCGAGCUGCUGUGCUUCCCCAAAGACCAGUGCGAGUACCUGGACCCCUGGUACAGCGUGGUCAAGUCGAUCCCGAUGGCCGAGCAGUACAAGAUCAAGUUCAUCCCGGACGUCGACGGCAACAGCUUCUCGGCGCGGUUCCGGGGCCUCGUGUCGUCCACGUCGCUCCCGCUCAAGGCCACCGUGUACGCCGAGUGGCACGACGACCGCCUCGUGCCGUGGCUGCACUUUGUCCCGCUGGACAACACGCUCCAGGACCUGUACGGGGUGCUCGACUACUUCACGCGGGACGAGAACGGGGACAGCGCGGCACAGUUCCUCGCGGAGCAGGGGACCGAGUGGAGCGCCAAGGCGCUGCGGCGGGAGGACAUGGUGCUGUAUACCUGGCGGCUGCUGCUCGAGUUUGCGCGGGUGUGCGAUGUCAACCGCGAGUUUGUGGGGUUUGUGGACGAUCUCAAGGGAGAAGGAGGUGGCAAGAAGGGGGCCGGCGGCAGCCACCGCACCAGUAGGUCAGAGGAUGGGUGGUAA
This is a messenger RNA of Microdochium trichocladiopsis, 1914 nucleotides long. RefSeq names its product glycosyltransferase family 90 protein. The transcript has 2 exons. The record is from RefSeq and is a predicted model, not a curated record. The coding region runs from base 1 to 1914 and encodes 637 amino acids. Lineage: Eukaryota; Fungi; Ascomycota; Sordariomycetes; Xylariales; Microdochiaceae.